AUGUAGCUGUACAAUUUCAUCUUUCAUUUUAAAUAAUUCAUAUCUUUACGAUCUUAUCGUUAUAUUUUUGCUGUUGCUUUAAAAAGUGAUGUUUCUACUCCAUUUCAAAUUUACAAAGGAUUAAACAUUAUUAAUGUUCAAACUCCAUCUGCUAAUGCUCAUGUUACGAAUUUAGCAACUCCUAUAAAAUUAUCCAAUUUAUAACCAUAUCAAACAUAUUCAAUUUAUAUUAUUGCUGCAUCCGACCUUCCAGAAUAUUCUCAUUUCCCAGAUGCACUUUCAACUCUCUUAUGCACAACUAAAAAACUAACCGAUAGAGAAACUUUUGAGAAUAUUUACUAUAAACUCUUAAAAGUGGCUUUGAUUAUAUUUUUCAUAUUUUUUUGA
Molecule: messenger RNA, 387 nt
Organism: Paramecium sonneborni
Lineage: Eukaryota; Ciliophora; Oligohymenophorea; Peniculida; Parameciidae
Source: the annotation of a GenBank genome assembly